Molecule: messenger RNA, 2682 nt
Organism: Brassica napus (rape)
Lineage: Eukaryota; Viridiplantae; Streptophyta; Magnoliopsida; Brassicales; Brassicaceae
Product: spore wall protein 2
Exons: 3
Coding region: 181-2358 (725 amino acids)
Source: RefSeq, a predicted model, not a curated record
ACGAAAGCAAAAACAAUAAGGACUUACAAAUAAUUAGGAAAGAAGAAAAGGCAUUAUCCCGAAAAAGAUCAAAUCUUCUCUUCUCUCUUGUUCUGAACGAACGAACGAACGAACGAACACUCGUCUCUGUAACUGAGAGAGACCCAAAGGCUUCACCUUUGAUCUAGAAAAGGUACUUCCAUGGAGGAACAGAGAGAAGACAGUGCGUCAAUUGGUGAUUGCAAAGCGCCCUUGGAGGAAACUGGUGAGGAACUAGGGUUAGCUUCUAAGCCUGAAACCCUAGAUGGCGAAGUUGAUGUUCCGGCGAAGGAGCCAUGCGUCGAAGAUGACGUUGAGAAGGGUGUUAGCUCUGAAUCUGAUGAUGUUGUAAAGACUGAUGCUUUCAGUGAGCCUGAAACUGAGAGAGAUGCUGUUGAUGUGAAGCCGGUGAAUGGUGGUGGAAGUCAUGAAAGUGCAGGUGAAGAGGGGAAUGAAGUGAUUGACGAGGAGGCAAACCAUGCAGCUGAACAAAAUGUUCAAACUGAGAAGCCCCAACAAAGCUCAGUGGUGGAUGGUGAGACGCUUUCUGUUGCUGGCCAAGAUAAGGAAUCAGAUGAUGCCAACAUGGAUGUUGAUAGCAAACAGGCGAAUGAAGCGAAUGUUGGAUCUGAGACCAACAAUGGUAAGGAUUCAGAAUCUGUGCAAGUUCCAGAGGAGUCUACUCAGGAAACAACAUGUGGUGAAGAAGAUACAACCCAUAAAGAAGAAAAUGGAGAAGCCAUGGAUGUCGAUUAUACUGUAGAGGAAACGCUGGAGACGGUUGUUGUGGAUGAUGCUGGCAAUGAAGCAAGUAUGGUACCAACCCAAGAUGUUCCAAUCGCUGAAGCUGACAGCAAUGUAGUCAAGGGAAUGGAAGUUGAUGAAAGGAAAGAUAAUGCUGAUAUGGCAGCAAAUCCGAAGAGUUCCAGUGAAGAUGCUGCUCCACGUGAAGUUGAACAGUUGGAUCAGAACGGUCUUUUUGAUCCACGGUCUGAUAUUACCAACUUUAUUGAUUUCAGUGGUGUAUCCUCUUGGUCAGGAAAUGUACAAGAUCUUAAAACUGAAUCUGGGAAUCUAUCAUCUUUGAAAGAGGAUAAGAAAGCUACUCUCACCGCAGAGGAAGUUGCCACCGAGGAGGAUGGUGAUAAAGUAAGCUCACAUGCUGAAGGUGAUGAAAAUGCUUCCAGUGAAGCACAUGUUGCUACAGAGUGUCCAGAAGAAGCUUCUGUUGCAGUUUUGGGAUCUGAUGCAAACCAAGAUACAAUGAGGGAGGAAGGUGACACUACUCAUGAAGCUCCAAAUAUUGAUCAAAACCAACAGGAGGAAGAUACAGUAAUGGAAGAAAAUCCUGACAACUCUGAUUAUGCUGAAGCUGGAACUGAUUCUGGUAUUAAGACCAACGGUGUGAAACGAAAGGCUGAUGUCCUGAGUGAGGAGGAUUCCUUAGGUGAAGGUAGGAAGACUGUUUCCUUGGCAAAGGUGUCUUUUGCACAGAGGCCCUCCUUUAAGAUCGGUGCAUGCAUAGCCAGAGCUGCUAGUCAGAUGGCAGGAUCUCCUUCAGUUCUCAAGGGUAGUAGUAACCUUGGUGAUGAGACUCUUUCUGUUGAGAGCUUUGUAUCCCAGCUUCACUCUGCAGCAACAGACCCUGUCAAAGAGAACGUUGUGUCUGAACUUGCUACUGGCUUUUUCUUAGAUUUCCGAAACUCAUCGGCUUCGCAGCAGUUUGUUCCAGAGAAAGCAAGCAGCAAAAGAGGUAGAUCAUCCAAUUCGAGCGCAGCAGGAGGAACCGAAGCAUUUGAGUUUGAGGAAAUGGGCGACACGUACUGGACUGACAGGGUGAUCCAUAACGGUGGCGAAGAGCAAACGCCAGCUGCUACAGAAAAAGAAAACUAUCAAGUUGUGCCUGUUGAGCUGAAACCUGCUCAGGUCAAAAGGACUCGUCGUCCAUACAGAAGAAGACAGUCUCAGAUCAGUUAUCCUCUUCCAUCAGCUUCAGACAAACCAGCGGACUUUGAUGAGAAUGCACCAGCUGAGCUUAUAAUGUACUUUUCCGAAACGGAUACAAUACCUUCUGAGAAGAACCUGAGUAAAAUGUUCAGGCAUUUUGGACCAAUAAGGGAUUCACAAACCGAGGUUGAUGAGGAGAAGAAUCGGGCUAGGGUAGUUUUCAGGAAGGGUGCUGAUGCCGAUGUAGCUUACAAGAGCGCAGGAAAGUUCAACAUCUUUGGGAAGAAGGCUGUGAACUACGAGCUUAGCUUUACCAUUACUGAAACAUUCAAAGUUAAGCCUUAUGUUGUGUCUUUAGGCGAGGAGGAAGCAGCGGUAUCUCUUCCUGCUUAGAUGUAGUUUUGGUCCAAGCAUGGUUCAGUUCAGGUAAACAAGUGGUAGUCAUUAAGAAGAGAAGUAAACGAUGAAGUGGCUCUCAAUGGAAUGUGGAGGCUAUUGCUUGUGUGUUUGUGGACCUUUUAGGUAGAGAGAGAGAAAUUUAGGAUGUGUAAUAGUUUGGGAGAAUAAUAUGUAUUUUCUGGAGACCAGAGUUCUUGUUAAUGUGUCGUAAUAUGUGGAGUCUAGAGAGUCAAUCUUCAUCUUUCUUGUUCUUAUUGUUUGACUAAAAAAACAUUUGAUUUUCUGUUACUUUCAAGUGAUGUUAGUAGUGUUGUUAAA